Messenger RNA from Daphnia magna, 988 nucleotides. RefSeq lists its product as uncharacterized. Lineage: Eukaryota; Metazoa; Arthropoda; Branchiopoda; Diplostraca; Daphniidae. Bases 162 to 887 code for a protein of 241 amino acids. The record is from RefSeq and is a predicted model, not a curated record. The transcript is spliced from 5 exons.
GUAUAGUACAACAACAACCGAAAAGAGAAAGUAGCCUCCCCCCUCACCCCUCCAAAAUGAUAAAUGAUUAGGAGAGGGGCCAAUAAGAUUUGACUACCUCUUUCGGCUUGAAUCCACCGAAUAUUAUAAAAACUGGCCUUAAACUCGCAGACGGCCAUACCAUGACCUCAGACAACAACGUGAUGAAGUUGGCAUUGCUCGUCUUGGGUUGUUUCGUUUGCCUUACCAAACAGGAACGCUACGUUUGGCCAUUCCCGAUCAAUCCCAAUCACGCCGUUUACAAGCCCUUGUAUUACAGCGAUGGCCUCCCAGCUGGUUAUGACGUCAUCAAAAAAUCCGACGGAAUCCAACAGAAUAAGGAUGUAAUCCCUCGCAAUCCUGGGGCGUUGCUGUUACCCCAACAGAAUCGUUUCUUCGUUAACGCAAACAGCAUUUAUCUGUUUACAAUGACCACGACAAUCAAAUCAACAGUGACCUCAACAGCCACAACUGCCGCCGUCGUUAAAUGCAUCCCAUCCACUCAAUUGUCGGCUACGACCGCUUGCGCGCGACGUCGACGUGACACCGAAGAGAAAGUGGUGAUUGGCAACGAUGAUAUCGUCAUUAAACCUGAUCCACCUAAACCAUUGGAAACAAGCGUCAUGUCUGAUGAUGUUCCAGAAGCUGCGCCAUCCGUUGCGCUUCCUGACAUCGCUUCAUCUCAGAGAGAAUUGGAAACAGGUGAAUUUGCAGAUCACCAACAACGAGCCGCGUUCACGACGACAGUGUCUGUCACUUCGUUAACAACGACGUUCGUAUUUGUGGCAACGUCCAUCACGUCCACCACAUCACUGGGCAUUUCCGCUGGUUUACUUUGCCUCCCAUCAGGAUUCACCAUUUGCGCUUAAUUUAAAACCCACGAAAAUUGAAUUUGCUUUACUAUAUUAUUUACUGCUACCUCAUCUUUCGUUUAGCCAUUCCGAAAUACAAUUGUCUUUUUAGUUAUAAA